Molecule: messenger RNA, 1386 nt
Organism: Naumovozyma castellii
Lineage: Eukaryota; Fungi; Ascomycota; Saccharomycetes; Saccharomycetales; Saccharomycetaceae
Gene: SAM50
Product: SAM complex subunit SAM50
Exons: 1
Coding region: 1-1386 (461 amino acids)
Source: RefSeq, a predicted model, not a curated record
AUGGGUCAAUUGGAGGAAACAGCAGCUCAGCAGCAACAACUACAACUGCAACAGCAGCAGCAGGACCACAUCGAAACAAUCCUUCGAGAAAAUGAGAACAUACCCAUCAAGAUCGCAUCGGUAAACAUAACAGGCGCCCAAGACAUAAAUCCACAGACACUGCAGUCGCAUCUGGAUGCCACGAUCUUCAAGGCAAAGACGUUGCGUGAGUUGUCCGGACGAACAGAAACACUGAAUAGGAAAUUGGUCCAGAAUGGGCUGGUGAAAGAUAUUCGCCAGGGGUUUGACUCAUUGGGGAUAGUAGACAACGAAGUCACAGGAUCCGCCCUUAAUCUGGUCUCCCACUUGCAGAUAGUACCUAUCAACAAGUUUCUGGCAAAGACCGGUACCAACGUCGGCAAUGGAGAGGGUGACGGUUAUCUGGAGUUCCAGCUGAGGAAUCCCCUGGGCAAUGGAGAGUUGUUCCGUUUCAAUGUCAUGAAGGGCACCAAGAUCCAGUCGUCGUACUUGUUCCAGGCCUCGAGUCUGCUAACCCCGUUCUGGAACAUGAACCUGGACCUGUUUAAGAACGUUACCGAGCCUGCCAGGAAUCUGCCGCUGGAGCUGGGUGUUGUCGGUGGCAAGUUUGCCAUACGAAGUGGAUUCAUCCAGAGCGAUAGCCGCUGGAACUACGAAUUUUUCACUCAGAGUAUGCUACGAUCGUGCACUAAUACCUCUCUGAGUGCGUCAGACUCCGUAUUAUUCCAGACAGGCGACGACUUCAAGAGGACCCUGGGGAGCACUAUCAUCUGGGAUUCCAGAGACAGCCAAAUUGCGCCCAAUCGAGGACAGUCCCUCAAGUGGUUUAAUGAGCUGUCGGUAGGGAGGUACUGGAAGAACCAGCUGGAAUUAUCUCAUCUUAAGAGUUGGUUUGACAAUGACUUUGUUACGAUGAGUUGUAAUUUCAAGACCGGAUACAUACAUAGUUUAUCCAGUCAGUCGGUCCAUAUCAGUGACAAGUUCCAGAGCGGUGGACCCAACGACAUCCGAAGUUUCCAAUCUAUGGGGCUGGGCCCCAAGGAUCACAUGAACUCCAUCGGUGGUGAUGCGUUUGUGUCGUACGGUGUCAGCGUAUUUUCACGCCUGCCCAUCGAGAAGUGGUCGGCUUCGAACUUCAGAUUGCAUGGGUUUAUUAACGGGGGGAACCUAAUCGAUCAUAACGGACAGGCGUUGACUGACUGUCUUGCAGCUUUAUCGAGGCAGCAUUCUACUUCUGCGGGUGUUGGUAUCAUCUUGAGGCACCCGAUGGCUAGGUUUGAGCUAAAUUUCUCAGUUCCCUUGACGAUGCAUUCGGGAGAUGAUGUCCGCAAGGGCCUUCAAUUUGGGGUGGGUCUCUCAUUCUUGUAA